Pomacea canaliculata is the source of this 4614-nucleotide messenger RNA. Its product is annotated as WD repeat-containing protein 27-like. Gene Ontology annotation, molecular function: protein binding. The transcript is spliced from 3 exons. The record is from RefSeq and is a predicted model, not a curated record. Bases 331 to 2277 code for a protein of 648 amino acids. NCBI's taxonomy places the organism in Eukaryota, Metazoa, Mollusca, Gastropoda, Architaenioglossa, Ampullariidae.
UGGUCAAUUCGGCAAAUUGAAUCGACCGGCGCCUUAGGAAACGACAGACAGCAGAAAGAACGCCUUAAUUUCAAAAGUUUCUAACAAUUUCAGGGUGAUUAAUACAUUGCAAUUAUUACAUCAGAUUACGGUGACGGUUAUUUUCGUUUUGAAUUUGUUACCUUUCUAAAACUGCAGUUGUUUACAAAUGUCGACGACAGCUACGAUAACUCUCUUUUCAAACUAUCCGGAUGUAGGUGGCGCGGUUAGGUUUAUCGGCUCUCAAAGCGUGCUUCGUAACCAACAUGACAACCAUGUUCUUUUUCAGAUUCAGUGAUAAAAGGAAAUUUUAUGAAUGAUAAGAAAGGAACUCUCUUCGUAAUGGAUUUAGAUAUGUCAGCUAUUCACACUUGCUCCUUUCCUUUGCACGUGAAUGCGUUACGCAUUGAAGCAGCGGUUUGGCGUUCCCUCGUCUGCCAGCCACUAGCGAAAAACACGCCUGCUGUUUGGGACAUCACCGAUGUGAAAGCAGAACCCCUAAGUCUGAUUGGCCACACAAAGGCAGUGUCUGCACUUUGUUUCAGUCACGAUGAACCCGUUCUUUUGUGUUCUGCAGCCGACGAUUAUGUAAUUGUGUGGAAUAUUCGCAAAUGUCAGCAUGACUUUGCCAAGCAACUCAAAGUCACAGGGAACGUUGUAGUUGUGAGACCUGGAACGACCACCUAUAUCAGCUUUAGCCUUGAUGCUGAACAUAUAGCACUAUGUGUAGAUUCGGUAGUGAAAAUUGCUAGUGUUUCGAAGGCAAAAAUAGUUGCAGAACUUGCGAGUCACCAGGCGAAAGUGACGGCGGCAGAAUUUUGCCCACACUACAUUGGAACACUCGUGUCUAUUUCAGACGACAGAACAUUUAAGGAUCAAUUAAACUCUGCAUCUUCUUUGGAUGAUGCUUUGAGCAUGGUUGCAAAGACUCCACUGCUAGAGGAUUCACCACUCAAAAUUGAGCUUGUGCCAAAGGGAGAGACUACAAGGAAUGGUCUAUCAGCUAGCCGUCAGUCAACAUUAAACAAAAAGAAGAAGCCUGAUCCUAUGAAUCAGCCAUUAACAUUCAAAUCUAGCAUCAAGUCUUCUGGCUACUUUCAAUCCCCAUGCAGAACCAUGUUUAAACCCAAAAUCAAUAACAGCCAGAAAUCCAAAGAUGCAGAGAGGCAUCCCACAGGCAGAAGUCAAUUCUGUGUACAAGAGUACCCAAGUGAUGCUGGUCCACCACGAGAGAUUGAGGAAAAAUUAAAUGUAAGUGCUAUUCCUACAGCCAUAAGGAGUCUGAAGUUCUCACCCUCUGGAAAGGGCUUAGCUUGUUCACUCACCAACAUGUCCAUGUUGGUGUUUCACAUCCCCUAUGGCCAGAAAGAAAGCAGCAUUUUUGUGGGGCAUGAAGGUGCUGUUAAUACAGUUCACUGGAGCAACUGUGGCAAGUUUCUCAUCACUGCAUCUAAUGAUAAAAGUGCCAUUGUGUGGGACAGAAGAUCUGGAGAAGUACUUCUUCAGCUUUCAACAUUCAGCCACAACUUUAAGGAAACUCAGAGUUCAGGAAAAAGCAAGGAUGCUACUGCUUUUCUGAAAGAAGUCAAGGGAGCACAAUUCUUUUAUAUGGACAAGUUUAUCUUGCUCAUUGUGUGUAACUGCCUGUGUUUGUACAAAUAUCACCUGGAUGGAAGUAAAGAUGACAUCAAAAGAUACCAGGUGAAAAGCAAGUACAAACUGGUGAAACAGUGGGAAAGCCCCAGUCAGAACUUGACUGCUCUUGCUGCUGUCAAUUCCUUUUACUCACAUCUUGCUUUAUGUGCAGGUUCAAACCGAGAUGUGGAAAUCUUUGACCUGAACAUAGGGCAACAGUCACAUGUGUUCUCAGAUGUUCAUGUCAAGCCUGUGCACAGCAUUGGCCUGAAUGAAGGAUCAACCUUUACCUCUCAGCCUCUGGAUGCCUUCAAUGUCUUUGCCACCUCCUCUAUAAUGGACUGCAUCAAGCUUUGGGAUGUUCGAACCAAGGGCUCUGUCAUGAGGCUGGAGGGUCAUGCAAACAAUGCACAUGGAUGUGGCCUUUCCUUCAGUCCCUGUGGAACCUUCCUUGGAUCUGGUUCGGAAGACAAAAUAGUGUAUGUUUAUGAUUUAAGAUCUGGAACUUAUUGUCAGAGGUUAAGAGGUCAUUCUGAUGUUGUAUCUGCAGUAGCAUUCAAUCCUGGAUGGCCAUUGAUGGCAGCAGGCAGCACAGAUGGGAAAAUCUUUCUUUACAAAACUUAACCUUUUGCCAUCUCCUUAAGUACUUUCUUUAUACAGGACAGGACAUCUCAUUUAGAUAGACACAAGCAGUUUUGGACAUAUGUUUGUGUAGCCAAGGAUCUUGUACAGUGCCUGUGCAGGGUUUCUUGUUGAGGGCUUACUAUGAAAACAUUUCCUAGAGAUGAAAAAUGUUGUUCUCAUAACCAGCUUAUAAAUAAUUGCUUUAAAAAAAAUCAAGUUCUAGAAAAAUGUCACAACACACAGCACCAGAACAGAGCUGAAUUUCCAAGAGGGUUAAGAAGGCAAGGGACACUGAACAUCUGGGGCACUGCAUGUGCAGAAAGGCAGAACCCAGCCUUCUUCGUUCACCAGCAUCUUUCUAGAAAAAAUAGUUAUCUGACUUAUCAUUUUUUCUAGAAAGAUGCUAGGUGGAUAAGUGGAGUUUUACAUACACAAACCCAAGCCAACCUGGAACCAGCAACCUUUAGCUUUAACUGAGCACAAUAACUGCUAGGCUACGUAGCCUUCUCAGUUUCUUAGGUGCAGCUAUAUGCUUCUGACAGAAAGACAUUUAGCAAUAAUCAUUUUGCUGGUUUUUCUCUCCACUAAAAGAUAAGUAUAAAAUAUGCUUGCAAGAAAGCUCUUUUAAAAGUAAGACAAGCAUAUGUUUCAAGUUACUGCUGACAAAAACAAGAGCUUGAAACACACAGUGCCAAAGAUUUUUCUAUUUAUAUUGUUUAGAGUCCUUUUUAAAGAUGAUGAGCUGACAACAAAAGUAAAAUAUGUGAUGGAUUGAUAAUAAAUGAUUGAGUAUACAUGGAAAAGCUGUUAAUGUCUGCAUUGUCAGAAAAGACAUACCAGCCUUCUGACUGCAUCAUGUAUUGGAAGCUUUCCAGAUAUGCUGCUGAAGCCUGCUUUUGAAGAUAUGUAACAUUUCUAAUAUCCAUGCCUAGACCCCAAUACCCAGGUAACAGGAAAAACCAUUAACAGUGGAAAAAAGUAAAUCUGACAUUUACUGGCAAAGCAGGUAAACUUAUUUGAGAUGUUUCCAAGUUACCUUUCUAUUUCAAAUUACUUUCCAGGUGACACAUCUUUGCUUCCUAGAAGAGCAAGUGUCAUGCAGUGUGUGUUAGUAUUUGUUUAGUCCCUGUCAGCAGUUCAUGUUCUGAACUCCUGCAUUAAUAUUAUCUGGUUAGGCAGUGCAAUGAUUGGGCAUCUUGCAAUUUUGUAUUGUUUUCUCAUCACUCAUCUUUUUUUCCAUCUCAGCUCUUGUAUAGGGAUUGUGGCUGUUACAGUAAUGAUGCAGAUUCAGUUACAGACCUACAAAUUUCGUUUUUUGCAAAAUACACUUCACAGCAAUAAAAAGAUAAGUGUGCAUGUCAUUAAAAGGUGACACGUGGUUUUCCAGGAGUUCUUGUUGGUGGUAGUUAUACAUAUGUUCAUGAAUGCACACACAUCUUAAAGAGUAUAUGGCUUACUUCUUGAUUCACACAAUAGCAAUGUUCAAAGCAGCAGCCAGGAGGUGGGGGGAUAUGAUUAAAGUUUUAUGCUGAGCCAGUAACUAAGACUUUAUCAUGGCAAGGCAGACAGCCCUGUAAACAGAUGUCACAUACAGAGAAAGAACAGCAUGCCCAAGAUGAGAGCUGAACCCAGAACAGCCAACCCUCACUGCAUUGGUGACAGGCACUUAACGUUGCGCCACUGGAUUGCCCGCAGUGGCAAGGAUAAUGCAAUAAUUUUUUUGUUCACAAGUAAUAUUAGUAUGGAACUGUCCCAAAUGAGUAGCAAUAAUUACCUUCCUCUUUUCAGAAGAAAAAAGACCAGUUAAUCAAGAUAAGCAUACCAGGCAUGUGAAAUAUUAUAUUGUCUUCAAGAGCAAAAUGUUACUUUCGUGUUAUUUUUAUCCUGCUUUGUAAUGUGAUCCUUUAAAGUCUUCCUUUACUUUAAAAAAAAAAAAUUGUGGCUCGUGUAGUUUAUGAUUUGGUUGUUGAUACUCCACCUUUCAACAUAAAAAUAAUACUGUUAAUGGCUUAUUCAACACUCUCAUUUGAAUCCGUCAAGUUAAUCUGAUGUGGAUUUGUUUUUUGUAAUCUAUGAGUUAUCAAGGGAUUGAUGACAGAAAAUCGAUCUCUUUCAUUAUGUUGUAUUCAGAACAUCUGACUGCAUAUGGUUUUUAUUCCCACCUCUACAAUGCUGAUAACAACAGUUAGGCAGAAUAACUGUCAAGACUAAAAUAUAAUUAAUACCAAGUUGUGAGCACUCAUGCCUUGAUAAUUUUAUUGAUUACUACUAAUAGAGCCAUUUUUUCAGCCCAAGGACGUUUUUAUGUACAGUCCAACAAUAAAGGGUUGAUAAAAA